AUGGGCACCGGGGAUUUUAUUUGCAUUUCCAUGACUGGAGGGGCGCCCUGGGGCUUCCGGCUCCAGGGGGGCAAGGAACAGAAGCAGCCUCUACAAGUUGCUAAGAUUCGAAGCCAGAGCAAAGCCUCUGGAUCGGGACUGUGUGAGGGGGAUGAAGUUGUGUCUAUCAAUGGCAACCCUUGCACAGACCUCACCUACCCUGAAGUCAUCAAGCUCAUGGAGAGCAUAGUGGACUCCCUGCAGAUGCUGGUGAAAAGACCAUCUAGUGGAAUAAGCGAAGCUUUGGUCUCCGAAACUCAGAAUGAACCCCAGGAACAGCUCCCACAUGGGGACUGUGUGGAAAGGACGACCCUACAGAUUCGCCCAGCCAUCCAGACCCAGCAUGGGGAGGUCUUCACCACCUCAGUCCAGGGUGGGGCUCCCCUAGCUGAAGACCAGAGAAGUGCUUCCAAUUGUAUCAGAGACAUAGAAAAAGAAACAGAUCUGAGCCACCAAAGGGAUCCCCGGGAAGGCUAUUUGGCUGAAGAAACCAUCUUGAGGGAGAAGGUAGGAGCAGGCCCUGUGGUGGAGCUACAGCUGUCACUCUCUGAGGUGAGACACAAGGGCAGUCAGGGCCCUGGAGUGGCUGUCCAGGGAGCUGAAAAUUUAAAAUCUCCUGACCCAGACUCUAGCUUCUACCAUGAGGAGGACUUGCACAUCAAUUCAGUGAUUGCUCAUGAGAGAGCAGACCCUUCUCUGAGGUCCAGCAAGAUCAUCCAGAUUUCCAGUGGCAGAGAAUUGACAGUGAUCCAGGGAGAGGAAGCUGAAGACGAUCUGGGACUGGCCCGUGUGGAAGUGAUCUUCGACUGCUCUGACAGACAGAAGGCAGAAGGGCGCAGGCUGCAGGCAGGAAAGGGGUGUGUGGUUUCCCCAGUGGAAGGAGGGCAGUCAGAAGCACCUCCUUCUCUGGUCUCCUUUGCCGUCUCAUCAGAAGGCACAGAGCAGGGAGAAGACCCACGCUCCGACAGAGAUCAUAGCAGACCACACAAGCACAGAGCUCGGCACGCAAGACUCCGGAGGAGUGAAAGCCUGUCCGAGAAGCAGGUGAAGGAAGCAAAGUCUAAAUGCAAAAGCAUCGCCCUCCUUCUGACGGAUGCCCCCAACCCCAACUCCAAGGGGGUGUUGAUGUUUAAGAAGCGCCGGCGGAGGGCCAGGAAAUACACGCUGGUCAGCUACGGCACGGGAGAGCUGGGGAGGGAGGAAGAGGAGGAGGAGGAGGAGGGCGACAGGGAGGACGCCUGCGAGGUGGCAUUCCUGGGCACCAGCGAAUCCGAGGUGGAUGAGGAGCUGCUGUCGGAGGCUGAGGACGACGGGCCCCAGGUGGUGACCUUCGACUGGGAUUCGGGCCUGGUGGACAUCGAGAAGAAGCUGCCCCGAGGGGACAAGAUGGAGCUGUUACCCGACAGCACGGGCAAGGGGGCCCUCAUGUUCGCCAAGCGCCGGGAGCGGAUGGAUCAGAUCACCGCGCAGAAGGAGGAGGAGGAGGGCGCGGGGCCCGGGCCGGGCCGGGAGGCGAACGCCGCCGCCGUGCAGGUGGACGGGCUGAGAACCGUGGCGUCCUACCAGAGGCAGGACGAGGCCUCGGUGCGGGUGCGCGGCGCGGUGAGCACCAGCUACGUGCAGCUGGCCGGGGGCGUCUCGAGCCCCGUGGCCGGCCCGCCGCAGCCCCCGCCGUGGCCCCAGCCGGGACCCUGGGCCCAACCCGCCUUUUACGACUCGUCGGAGCGAAUCGCCUCCCGGGAUGAGAGGAUCGCCGUGCCCGCCAAAAGGACGGGCAUCCUGCAGGAGGCCAAGAGGAGGAGCACCACGAAGCCCAUGUUCACCUUCAAGGAGCCCAAAGUCAGUCCCAACCCGGAACUCUUGUCACUGCUGCAGAAUUCCGAGGGCAAACGGGGCGGCGGGGCCGGGGGCGACUCCGGGCCCGAGGAGGACUACCUCAGCCUGGGCGCCGAGGCCUGCAACUUCAUGCAGGGCGCCUCCGCCAAGCAGAAGACGCCCCCGCCCGUGGCCCCCAAGCCCGCCGUCAAGUCCCCCCCAGCCUCCCAGCCGGCCACCCCCAUGUCUCCAGUCUGGUCUCCAGGACCCGUGGCUCCGACCCAACCUCCUCCUGCCUUUCCCACGUCCAACCCAUCGCCAGGCCCAGUGGCCUCCGCCAUCAAAAUCGCCCAACCUUACGCUCCCGUGCGGCCCGCCAGCGCCCUGAACCUGUCCGGUCCCUUUAAAGGCCCGCCAGCCGCAGUAGCCAAUCAGAAUUACACACCCAAGCUCGCGGCGACGCCCCCCGCGGGGCCACCCAAUGAGCUGCCCGGAAUGAGCGGGAAAGGCGCCCAGCUCUUCGCCAAGAGGCAGUCGCGCAUGGAGAAGUACGUGGUGGAUUCCGACACGGUGCAGGCCCACGCGGCGCGUGCGCAGUCUCCCACGCCGUCCCUCCCAGCCAGCUGGAAAUACUCCUCCAAUGUGCGGGCGCCCCCGCCGGUGGCCUACAACCCGAUCCACUCUCCUUCCUACCCGCUGGCUGCCAUCAAGUCUCAGUCCUCGGCUGCACAGGCCUCCAAAAUGAGCAAGAAGAAGGGCAAGAAACCCCUCAAUACUCUUGAUGUCAUGAAACACCAGCCGUACCAGCUCAAUGCGUCCUUGUUUACUUUCCAACCUCCAGAUGCCAAAGAGAGCCUUCCCCAGAGGUCACCGGUGAAGGUCAGUGCCGCCCCAGCCAUGAGACAAGCGCUUCCUCCCCGGCCCGUGAGCGUGGGCUCCCCCACGAACGCGCAGGCCUCGUCGGUGUACUCGGUCCCGGCCUACACCGCCUCGCCCGCCGGCUUCGCGGAGGCCGCCUCGCCCGCCAGCGCCUCCCCGGGGCCUCCGGGCCUGCCCACCUCUCCCAAGCAAGAAGCCGCCUCUUCCUCUUAUUUCGUGGCGCCGAGGCCCAAGUUUUCAGCCAAGAAAAGUGGUGUCACAGUUCAGGAAAGUGGUGGGCGCGCUCUUUCUCUUCCUGGAAGACCCAUCCCACCUACCAUGUCUACAUCGCUUUGGGAAUACCAGCCUGCUUACCCUGUCAAACCAACCGACAGGCUGGAGAAAGCCAACAAAAGACCAACUCCUUGGGAAGCUGCAGCAAGGUCUCCUCUCGGCCUGGUGGAUGAUGCGUUCAGACCCAGGAGCAUCCAGGAAUCCAUUGUGGCCAAUGUGGUUUCUGCAGCUCGAAGGAAAGUGCUUCCAGGGCCUGCAGAAGACUGGAAUGAGAGAGCGUCCUAUGCUUCCCAAACCCAGACCAACACAAGUUCACUUGAAAGGCUAGAUGAUAAUGUUGCAUUCCCAAUCAACAAUAGCAUGUCCACCAACUACCAAUACGGCUCACAGCCGCCAUAUGCAUUCUAUAGGCAAGGUUCCAGAAAUGAUUCUGAAAUAAUGUCCUUGGAAACCAGGUCUGAUUACUGCCUUCCACUAACCAAUUGCAAGUACAACCCACACCCAAGGGGAUGGAGACGUCAAACAUGA
Messenger RNA from Dipodomys ordii (Ord's kangaroo rat), 3534 nucleotides. RefSeq names its product synaptopodin 2 (gene Synpo2). The record is from RefSeq and is a predicted model, not a curated record. NCBI's taxonomy places the organism in Eukaryota, Metazoa, Chordata, Mammalia, Rodentia, Heteromyidae. Gene Ontology annotation, molecular function: actin binding. Gene Ontology annotation, biological process: positive regulation of actin filament bundle assembly. Bases 1 to 3534 code for a protein of 1177 amino acids. The transcript is spliced from 6 exons. Gene Ontology annotation, cellular component: Z disc; nucleus; stress fiber.